Molecule: messenger RNA, 432 nt
Organism: Racocetra persica
Lineage: Eukaryota; Fungi; Glomeromycota; Glomeromycetes; Diversisporales; Gigasporaceae
Source: the annotation of a GenBank genome assembly
AUGAGUCCUACAGUAAAUGAUCCCGAUUAUAGAAGAUCUGCGGUCUCUCAAAAAAUAGAUGAUUUUCUUACAGCACGUAUUAUAAGUUCAGUUAUGAUAGCAUAUGGUGCGGUUAUAUGUAAUAAUGAUGCUCAAUACCAAUGUCAACAAUACCUAUGCAAUUGUAAUACCCCUAUUGGUAAAAAAAAUAGUACAAUUGCAGGUGGAUAUGGACCUAAUAAUGAUGGUAAAUAUGGUAGGUAUACAGAUGAUCAUAUAGUUUUAAUUUCUAAAUGGAGAAAUAUAUCAGACAUUGGCGAUAAUUCUUUUGGUUGGGCAUUUAAGUAUGAUUCAUGUGAUGGUUAUAAAAACAAAUGUUACAAACACGGUGGUGGUCCUUCUCACAAUAAAAGGUCUACCAAAUAUUUAAUUUGUGAAGCAAUGGCAUGCUAA